AUGUUUGUUACGAGAUCGUUAGUAUUUCCUGCUUGUUUCGUUGCAGUCUUCGUGUUUUGGAUAACCGGUUCAGGAGGAGUUUUCAUUUCAAAUUUGUCGGAGAGCUGCUACAGAUGCCUCUGCUACGUAUCCACAAAAUGUAAUCUUGCACACGACUGUACUGGAGGAUACUGUGGACCAUUUAAUAUAUCCAAGGUGUAUUGGGUGGAUGCAGGAAAGGUUGUGCACUCCGAAGAUACCCCGGAGAGGAGCCAUGCCUGGGAAGACUGCGCAAGAAACUAUCAUUGCUCAAAGAAAAUAAUCGAAGGCUAUUUAGAACGGUUUGGAAAGGACUGCAACGGUGAUGGCGUGACGGACUGCUUCGACUACAUGAUGGUGAACGGUAACGGUGGGUACGGUUGCACCAAGCCCCUUAACCGCUCAGUCAACGGACGACGGUGGCUUCUGCGCUACGAAGAGUGCACUUUAUAA
Molecule: messenger RNA, 471 nt
Organism: Bombyx mandarina (wild silkworm)
Lineage: Eukaryota; Metazoa; Arthropoda; Insecta; Lepidoptera; Bombycidae
Product: lysozyme
Molecular function (GO): lysozyme activity
Source: RefSeq, a predicted model, not a curated record